Hyla sarda is the source of this 417-nucleotide messenger RNA. RefSeq names its product pancreatic lipase-related protein 2-like. Lineage: Eukaryota; Metazoa; Chordata; Amphibia; Anura; Hylidae. The record is from RefSeq and is a predicted model, not a curated record. Gene Ontology annotation, molecular function: protein binding. The transcript is spliced from 4 exons. The coding region runs from base 1 to 417 and encodes 138 amino acids.
AUGACCCAUGAAGCCAUUGAUUCUGGUAAACUGUUUGCAACUUCUGACGGCUGGAGGUACCAGGUGACGCUCAAUCUCACGGGGACAAUGUUUCUCAUGGGAUCGUUCAAUGUCUCUCUUUGUGGAAAGAUGGAGUGUUCCCCUCAGUAUGUCCUCCACAGUGGGUUCAUUCACUCUGGGAGAACUUACUCCUCAUUCGUUGAUGUGGAUAUGGACAUUUACCCGGUCAUCAAGGUAGAAUUUACCUGGCAGAGAGAUAUCAUUGAUGUCAUCUCCCCAACACUGGGGGUCACAGCAAUGGCGGUUCAAUAUGGACCCAGUGGGACAAUGUUUCACUUUUGUGGCAAUGGCGUGACUGAAGAAGGAAACCUCCAAACCCUUGAAUCUUGUAAUGUUAACAGUAGAAUAAAAUCCUGA